AUGGCGACGCCCCCACCAAUCGCCGGUCAAGCCUCCAAAUCUGAUGCUGAAGCCGAGCUACUGCCCGUUGAAGUAGGUCAAACCAUCUGGAUACCCGGUACUGACCGUGUAUGGGACAAGGGAUCCGUUAUGGCCAUUGGUGGACUCAAGGUGACGGUGCGGACUCAGGCCGGAAAGAUCCAACAGGUGGACCGAGGACUUGCACUACCGCAGAACCCGCGCGAGGCCGAUGACAUGACAUCCCUGUACUACAUUCAUGAACCUGGUGUACUGCACAAUUUGGAGGAACGUUGCAAGCUCGACGGUGGUGAUGGCACUGGUCAAAAGCCUUACACGUUUAUGGCUAACGUGUUAAUCGCCGUCAAUCCAUUACGGCAGCUACCAAAUCCUCGUAUCAGUGAGGUAGUUAAUACUGCUGGCAGUGCACCCCAUCCUUACUCUAUUGCUGAAAUGGCUUACCAGCAGAUGGUGUACAAUUCAGGCACAGACCAACCGACAAACCAGUCGGUUGUCAUCAGUGGUGAAAGUGGUGCUGGUAAAACUGAGUCAUCCAAGAUCGUACUGCGUCAUCUGACCACACGUGGUCUGUACGGCAAAAAAGCACGUGGAGAUGAAAUUGAAACGAUGUCUAAGACCCGUCAGCAACAUGGCACAUCACUAGACCACCGUCUGAUUGAACAAAAUCCAAUUUUGGAAGCUUUUGGUAAUGCCAAGACUCUGCGGAAUUACAACUCGUCGCGUUUUGGCAAAUUUAUGAAGCUACAGUUCACGUCAGAUGGCGAGUUUAAGCUGGCCGGUGCUCUGGUGGAGACGUACUUGCUAGAAAAAUCGCGUCUUGUGUACCAGGUGGACGGGGAGCGCAAUUUCCAUAUUUUCUACCAGUUGUUGGCCGGUGUUUCGACUACUGCACGCCAGGAGUUUGAACUUACGCAAGCUGAAGACUUCUGCUACCUAAACCAGAGCGGAUGCUACCUUGCCGAGGAAACGGACGACCGUGCUUGCUUUGAGGCCGUGGUACGCGGUUUGAGCUGUGUUGGUAUUGACGAGCAGGUCCAACACGUCAUCUUUUCGGUGGCAGCCGGUCUGCUACAUCUCGGCAACAUUGAGUUUGACCAGGAAGAUACGCCUGAGGGCGAAGCUGCCGUCAUUGAGAAGGAGUCAGCUAAACGUGCUCUCACGGUGGCUUCGAAACUUUUGGGCGUCAAGGAGAAAGAUUUGUGGAAGGUGAUCAUGACGCGCGACAUCGUGACGCGCGAGGAGACGUACACUGUUCGUCGCAACGAACAGGCGGCGGGGUACGCACGCGAUGCCAUUGCGAAAGCGCUCUACAGUCGCAUGUUCGACUGGGUUAUUAAGCAGGUAAACUCGUCGUUGGGUCAUGAUCCCAACCCGCUGCCGUAUAUUGGUGUCCUGGAUAUUUUUGGUUUCGAAUCAUUUCAACGCAACGAUUUUGAGCAGUUGCUUAUCAACUACACGAAUGAGGUGCUGCAAGCGACAUUUAACAACCAAGUGUUCAUUGCCGAAAUGGAGCUAUACAAGCGUGAAGGUAUUACGGUGGGAAGGAUUAAGUGGCCUGACAACCGAGAGUGUGUGGACUUGAUUGCUUCGAAGCCCAACGGUAUCUUGGCGCUGCUCGAUGCCGAGGCUAUGAACCCGCAACCUAGUGACGCGAAGUUUUUGCGUACACUGCACUUGAAGCACUCAAAGCACCCGUACUUCCCGCGAACGCACCCGAAAGACAUGGAGCACAUGUUUAUCGUGAGGCACUUUGCUGGUGCUGUGAGCUACACGAUCGGAUCGUUCAUCGACAAGAAUAACGACUCUAUUCCCGCUGAUAUGUCAAACCUCUUUUCUUGCUCCUCCAACAAAUUAGUUCCUGCAUUCUUUCAGCAGGAACCCAAUACUAGUCGCCCGGGUAAGAGGAAGCUGACCAAGAGUGUGGCAGCCAAGUUUUCGAAUCAGAUGCAGGAGCUGGUGGACACUUUGGACGCAACGCGGUGUAACUUCAUCCGCUGCAUUAAACCAAACGCACUUAUGCGUGUGGGUAUGUUUGAUCCCCGAUAUGUCGUGGGCCAGCUUCGUUGCCAGGGCAUUAUGCAGACCGCUCAGGUGCUUAAGGUUGGUCUACCUACUCGUGUGAGCUACAGCGAGUUAGUGGGAGCAUACAAGAAGUUCAUGCCGCCUGAUGCGCAACGGCUGUUUGCAAACCAGAGUGACCCGACACUCAUUACAGCCAUCUUGUGGGCAUUCCAGGUGCCGAUGGAUGCGUACAAGCUGGGUAUCACAAAGUUGUUUUUCAAGGCUGGAAAAAUUGCUGUGCUAGACUCGAUUUUGAAAAUAAACUGGGUGACGGAAGGUCCACACAUUGUGUCACGCAUGAAGCUGUGGCUGGCUCGUCGCCGUUGGCGUGUGGGUCUAGCGAAGGUCGUUGCCCAAAACAGCUUUGCAAAACUGUUGCGUCGUAUCCAGUUCCGCCGCAACUCAGUGGCGCGCAUCCAGCGCUGGUGGCGUGCACUGUCGCUGCGUCGUGACUUUAAGAAGAAGCGCUCGGCUGCGGUGGUAGUGCAGGCUCUAUUCCGUGGUAUGACAGCACGUCGCCUGUUCAAGUCUAAGAAGCAGGAAAUGCUUGCUUUGGCAGCUGCACGUGCUGCGGAGGCUAAGCGCCAGGCAGAGGAGGCUAAACGUCGGGAAGAGGAGGCACGUAUGACAGCUGAAAUUGCUCGUCGCGAGAGCAUUGCUCGCGCUGCGGCCCACGACGACCGCUUGCGCAUGGAGGAAGAGGCUCGCGCUGCUGAGGAAGAGGCUAUCAGACUGGCCAAGGAGGCGGCGGCGGCGGUGGCAGAAGCCGAGUCUGCUGCCGCGGAGGCUACUGCUGCCGUGGAACACGAGCGUCAAGCUGAGCUGCGUGCUAUUGCAGAGGCGAAAGAGCUUGAAGAGCGUAUGAAGCGCGAGCGUGAAGAGGCUGAGCGCCGCAAGGAACAGGCUCUGCUAGAGGCUGCCAACGUCAGUGCCAGUCUGUUGAGCGGGCUUGCGCAGGUAAAUAGUGUGCAGACACCUUCUGGUCAGGUGCACGUGGUGGAGAUUCCGGACAAUGUUUCACAGGAGAAUCGCGAGCAACUGCAACAGUUGAACGACCUGCUUUUAAGCGGUGCUAUCGCUCAGUCGGAGUAUGACGAACUGGUACCUUUCCUACUGGAGAAGCCGGAGGAAGCCCCGUCUGGUGCUGCUCUUACCGCCGAGCAGGAGGAGUCAUUGAGCCGCUUGUAUACUACGGGUGUCUAUGGCAUCCAGAUUCGUUGCCCGGCUUGCGGUGCUACGAACAACACUGCUAACGGAAACCACUGUGACGAGUGUGGUUCUUUGCUUACCACAAGUGACGAAUCAGCUGCUGCCGCUGGUGACCCUGGCUACUAUGGGGGUCAGACUCGCCAGGAGAGAAGCAUGUCUACGCUGACGGCGCCGCUUGGCACGUUUACUACGGAUAAUGGUCGCAUUAUGAUCCAUGAUGGAUAUUUCGAGGCACAGAUGCACCGCACGCAAGUGCUUCAGGACGAUAACUACACGGAGUACACGGUGUACGUGUUGCGUUGCCAGUGGCAGCCAAAAGACUCGAGUGAGUCGACGACAUGGCUGGUGUCCCAUCGGUUUAGUGUAUUUGAGAAGCUGCACAAGGAUUUGAAGCGUAAGGUGCCGACCGCAGUGGCUAUGAUUCCUCUAUUUCCCCGCAAGCACGUUCUUGGUGGGGUGUUCAAGGGAAAGACGGGCAACUCAAGCGCGAUUGUGGAGGAGCGCAAGCGGGGUCUGGAGCGGUACGUGGCGCAGGUGCUGGAAUUGUGCGCGCGUCUUCCGGAGAAUCUAAACGUGCCGGAGCUGGACCGCUUCUUGAACGUGUCGCGGCAGGUGGAGCAAUACCGUCGUCAGCUUAUGUCUGGUGGGGCUGACGAAUCUAGUGCCGCACCUGGCGGAUUUGGUCGUGCGCUGAGCUUGAAUGCUGGUGGCGCUGAAGGAAUGGCAGCCCGCGAGCAGGCUCGUUUGCCUACUGAACUGCCUACACCACUGGAUGAGGAGGAACUGUCUCACACGGAGCAGGCUGUGGCGCUGUUGAAUGCGUCCAUUCGUAGCUCACGUGGCGAUUUGCGCCGCGACCUUCAAGUGCAGCACCACUUGAAGGUGUGCGUGCAGCUCCUGCCGCGACUGCAAAUCUCGGCAAAUCUGGACAACCCGUUCGCAAAUGUGGAUCUGAUACCGCGAGCGAUGCAGUGCCAAGAGGAUCUAGAGACGACCAUGGGUCUGUACAACGACUCGUUGCUUGCUGUCACAGAGACGUAUGCGCUCUCGGCCCAGGAGGGCGGCAGUUUGCAGGCACCACCUCCGUACGUUCCAGGUCAGCAAAACUCGUACCAGCCCAGCUACGGCGUUUAG
Peronospora farinosa is the source of this 4422-nucleotide messenger RNA. The record is from the annotation of a GenBank genome assembly. Lineage: Eukaryota; Oomycota; Peronosporomycetes; Peronosporales; Peronosporaceae.